CUCAGUUUCCGCCUCCAUUUUGUCAGUGGUGUGUGUGUGUUUGUGUGUCUCUGCUAAAGCCAGUGAGGAGGAAUAACACACACACACACGCGCACACACACAAACUCUUCAGCGGGUUUAUUUUUACACAGAUCACCAGAAAUGGACGGCAUUGGUGACGUCGCAGUUGGUGUAAAGAGAGGAUCAGAUGAGCUGCUGUCCGGCAGCAUGUAUAACAGCCCCAGUUCUGGGCUGAGCAGUAUAAGCGAUACGACAUCCAACGGCAGUGAUAGCAAAAAACUUCGAGUUGAAGACAGAGUCGGCGAUGCCCCACCAUCCCGUGUUCUUCACAUUAGAAAGUUACCCAACGAUGUCUCGGAAACAGAGAUCAUUGCCCUGGGGCUUCCGUUCGGAAAGGUCACCAAUAUCCUCACACUGAAAGGCAAAAACCAGGCGUUUCUGGAGCUCAGCACAGAGGAAGCUGCCAUGACAAUGGUCAAUUAUUACUCGGCAGUGACGCCUCACGUCCGUAGUGUGCCGGUCUACAUACAGUACUCCAAUCACAAAGAGCUCAAGACCGACAAUUCGAACCAGUCAGGUGGGACUCUCACAUCAGGGUCCAACUCUAGUGAUGGUGGCGGUACGCCCUCCAGUCCAGUGCUGAGGAUAAUCAUUGAUAACAUGUUUUACCCCGUCACCCUGGACGUGCUGCAGCAGAUCUUCUCAAAGUUUGGCACCGUCAUGAAAAUCAUCACAUUCACCAAGAACAAUCAGUUUCAGGCCCUGUUGCAGUACAACGAUCCAACCAGUGCACAGCAAGCUAAAGUGGCUCUAGAUGGUCAGAACAUAUACAACGCCUGUUGUACCCUUCGCAUAGACUACUCAAAACUUGUCAACCUGAAUGUAAAAUACAAUAACGAUAAGAGCAGGGACUACACUAGGCCGGAGCUUCCUGCUGGAGAUGGGCAGCCUGCUCUGGACCCCUCUGUGGUUGCUGCCCUGGGUAAAGAUUCGAGUUCCCUGCUCGGUAAGAUCCCAGGUACUCUGAGCCCGUUGAGCGCGGCUGCUGCUGCCGCUGCUGCAGCAGGAAGAGUCGCUCUAUCCGGGCACUCGGGGGCCAGCGGAGUGCUGCUCGUUAGCAAUCUAAAUGAAGAGAUGGUUACGCCCCACAGUCUGUUUACCCUCUUCGGGGUUUAUGGGGAUGUGCAGCGUGUGAAGAUUCUUUUUAAUAAGAAAGACAGCGCACUGAUACAGAUGGCUGAUAUGAACCAGGCUCAGCUUGCGAUGAGCCAUCUAAACGGUCAGAAGAUGUAUUCAAAGAUCAUUCGCGUUACGAUGUCGAAGCACCAAACUGUUCAGUUACCGAGGGACGGUUUAGAUGACCAGGGUCUCACGAAAGACUUCACAAACUCACCACUGCAUCGUUUCAAAAAGCCCGGCUCCAAGAACUUCCAGAACAUUUUCCCUCCUUCUGCCACGCUGCAUCUGUCAAACAUCCCGCAAGACAUAACUGAAGAAGACCUCAGAGUCCUGUUCUCCAACUCCGGUGGCACUGUGAAAGCUUUCAAGUUUUUCCAAGAUCAUAAAAUGGCCCUAAUUCAGAUGACAACCAUCGAGGAAGCUAUUCAAUGCCUCAUCGACCUCCACAAUUACAACAUGGGUAAUAACCACCACCUGAAGGUCUCCUUUUCCAAAUCAACCAUCUAAAGCAACCCGAGAGGUCUUGCUCCCAACUGCUUUUCUAGCGUUACCUGUUGACUGUUUAAAUACACUGGGGACCACAAUUUUGAGAAUUUCUUUUCCCAAGUUUCAUUCCACAAGAAGAUGUUGAAAGAAGGAAAUAUUGUGACUGUUUUCAAGGACAUUUUUUUUACCCCAUUUCCCUCGUGUCAGCGCUCUGACACACAACCUCUUCAGUGGCGGAAAGGUGUUGUGGUGUAAAGUCUGAACCUCUUAUAAUAAACAGAAAAGAAUGUGCCUUACAAAACUUACAGAAAUCUUUUCAUACUUCAUAUUCUCAAACCCAGGCAGUCAUCUGAGGGUGAGAUUAAGUUUUGUUAAAACACAAAUAAUUUUUUUUCCCUUUAGUGUCUGAUCUGUAUAAUGUGUAAAAGCCUCUUAGACGUUUUCCUUUUUUAUUUUUUUGCGGUUUGUUUGUUCGGUUCUUAAUGUCUGUGACGUUUUGAUUUAAGAAUUGUAAAUAAAACUGUGAUUCUCUAGUGAUCGUCACUAUGAGAUGUUAGGCCUAUUCUUAGCCCACCAAUCCCGCAAAACCUUAUGUUGUGUGAAGGGAAACAAGAGAAUGAAACCUUUUUAUUUGCUCAUUUUACACCAUUUUUUCCUAGCUUUUGUUUCAUCUAUGUGCGUUGUCUUUAUUCUAAGUGGAAGGUUAUGACGACAUACUUCUCUCUGCAUGUACCAACUGGUGCAUCUUUAUUUCUAGUGUUGCAUGGAUUGGAAAUCACUUUGUGUGAUUUUUGAAAGACGACUACAGUAGAAGGGACCAAAGUUUAUGUGCCUAAAGUCUUAAUUUACUCCAAGAUUGAGCAUUUUAGUUCACUUUUCAGAAGAAAAGAGACUCAUGAACAGGCUUAUGAGAAGAGCUGAAAAAAUAAUGUUGAUUGGCAAUCCACACUACGAUUUAUUAGAGGGACAAAAGGAUUGUGUGUGUUUUUUUUUUUUUUAUAAAACCCUGUAGGAAUGUAUGAUUCGGCAUAAUUUUGGAUGUGGCACAAUUAAAAGACUUUUUCUAACAAAAGCA
Onychostoma macrolepis is the source of this 2740-nucleotide messenger RNA. It is a transcript of the gene ptbp2a, whose product is annotated as polypyrimidine tract binding protein 2a. Gene Ontology annotation, cellular component: nucleus. NCBI's taxonomy places the organism in Eukaryota, Metazoa, Chordata, Actinopteri, Cypriniformes, Cyprinidae. The transcript is spliced from 14 exons. Bases 142 to 1686 code for a protein of 514 amino acids. Gene Ontology annotation, molecular function: mRNA binding. Gene Ontology annotation, biological process: mRNA processing; regulation of RNA splicing. The record is from RefSeq and is a predicted model, not a curated record.